Messenger RNA from Lucilia cuprina (Australian sheep blowfly), 3430 nucleotides. RefSeq names its product forkhead box protein O (gene foxo). The transcript is spliced from 11 exons. Bases 606 to 2465 code for a protein of 619 amino acids. NCBI's taxonomy places the organism in Eukaryota, Metazoa, Arthropoda, Insecta, Diptera, Calliphoridae. The record is from RefSeq and is a predicted model, not a curated record. Gene Ontology annotation, biological process: regulation of transcription by RNA polymerase II. Gene Ontology annotation, cellular component: nucleus. Gene Ontology annotation, molecular function: DNA-binding transcription factor activity, RNA polymerase II-specific; RNA polymerase II cis-regulatory region sequence-specific DNA binding.
UAAAAAUUAAACGGUUUAUAAACAAAUAUUACGAAAUUUUUUCAAAUUGAAAUUGUUUUAUUUUUUAAUUUGGUUUAUAAAAAAGUAAAUAAAAUAGAAAAGUAUUUUUUUAUACUUUUGACUAAAUAAAGUGCUAUAGAUGAUGAUAAUUAUUUGAUGUAGAAUUAUUUAAAUUUACAAAAUAAUAUAGAAAAAAAGUAAAAAAUUAAAAAAACCCAUAGAAAAAAUUAAGAUCAAUAACAUCUUCAUAUAUAUUAUUUAAAUCAAUCAACAGUGGCAGUGGUUUUAUUAUAGUGUAACCCCCCUCCCAAAUCAAAUAAACAAAUAAUAAUUAAAUAAGUAAAAAAAAACAGAAAUAUCAACUUAAAAGUGAGUGAAAGAAAAUUUAAAAGAGAACAGCAGCAGGCGUUUAUUGAAUUUUUAUUACAAUUUGGAGAAAAAGAUUUUUUUUAAAGCGGUGCGAUAAAAAAAAAAUACCGUUUAUUUGUACAUAGAUCGGAGAACUAGAGCGGAAAAAACCUAAAAGUUGUAUUUUUUUCUCCUCAAAAAACGUUAAAAUAAAAAGCGCAAAACUGCAACUAUUAAACGAUCCAUACGCCAUUAUAAUGGACGGCUUUGCCCAUGAUUGGCCAACGCCAACGUCACGUACAGAUAAUAAUGCUCUACAAAUGGAUUUAGUAGCCGAAUUACAUGAUGGUGGUUUUGAGCCACAGACAAGAGCCAGAUCAAAUACAUGGCCAUGUCCAAGGCCAGAAAAUUUCGUUGAUCCACCCGAUGAGCUGGAGAGUACAAAGGCUAGUAAUCAACAUUUGGCUGGAGAUUCACAACAAACUGUUCCUAAUGUGAGUGCCGCCAAAAAGAAUUCAUCACGUCGUAAUGCCUGGGGCAAUUUAUCUUAUGCUGAUCUUAUAACACAUGCCAUUGGUUCUGCCACUGAUAAACGUUUGACCCUGAGUCAGAUCUAUGAAUGGAUGGUACAUAAUGUACCGUAUUUUAAGGAUAAAGGUGAUUCGAAUAGUAGUGCGGGCUGGAAGAACUCAAUUAGACAUAAUCUCUCUUUACAUAAUCGUUUUAUGCGUGUUCAAAAUGAGGGCACUGGUAAAUCAUCCUGGUGGAUGUUGAAUCCUGAUGCUAAACAGGGUAAAUCAGUGCGUAGACGUGCUGCCUCAAUGGAAACGUCACGUUAUGAGAAACGUCGGGGGCGUGCCAAAAAACGUGUUGAAGCUUUGCGUCAAGCUGGUGUAACGGGUCUAAAUGAUAAUACCCCCUCACCGAGUAGUAGUAUAAGUGAGGGUCUGGAUCAUUUUCCUGAAAGUCCUUUGCAUAGUGGUUUUCCCAUAUCGCCGGACUUUCGUCAACGUGCUUCAUCGAAUGCUAGUUCCUGUGGACGUUUAAGUCCAAGACAAAAUGUUGUUGGUUUGGAAUUUGAAUGGGGUUUUCCCUCUGAUUAUCAAAACUCAGCACCGGCUGCAACCAUGGAUAAAUUGGCUGGUUCAAUGGCUGAGGAAUUGACACUACAAAAGGAUCUAAUGCAACAACAACAGCAGCAACAGCAACAAGGAUUUAGUGCAGGCACCGGCAUGCCCACUCAACCACCACCACCAUAUCCUACCAAUACACAACAACAAACCUACACACUUAAUGGACCCCUCUCACAGGGCUACAGCAACUUACCAACUCAACAGUGUAUGUUGCACCGUUCAUUAACCUGCACCUGUUUGCAUUCAACACGUGAGGGCCUCUCACCAAAUUCAGUAAACACAAUGUCACCCGCCUAUCAAAAUAGUGAACCUUCAUCGGAUUCCUUAAAUACCUACACAAAUGUUGUCAUUGAUGGCCAAUCAGGGGUAACGUCCGAUAAUAGUGGUUCUAAUGUCUUAAUGGUACAACAGCAGCAACAACAACAGCAACAGCAACAGUUGCAGCAACAACAACAACAGACACAACAACUUAGCUCAAAUUUAGAAGAUAAUAAUUGCGCAUCAACUUUAAUAGGACAAUAUUUGGGUGCAUUGAACAAUGAGCAGGCACCAAUUGACGAAUUUAAUAUUGAAAGUUUUCAAGGUGGUUUAGAGUGCAAUAUUGAAGAGUUAAUGCAACAAGAAAUUAGUAUUGAUGGUCUGCUAGACAUCAAUAUACCUUUGACAGCUGUGAACAGUAGUACAGUGAAUAAUAGUGUUUGUAAUACAGGACUAAUGGUUGCUGGUAGUACAACAAAUACGGCUGCAUCAGCCUUAAAUACACAACAACAACAACUUAAUCAAUUGCAGGCACAAUUACAACAGCAGCAGCAACAACAACAACAACAUCAUCAACAAUUGCCAUCAAUGCUUAACAACAAUAACAAUACAACAACAAUGACAACUGGCUUAGAAUUGUCGACACAAGCACCGACAUCAAACCUCAACGCCAGAGUACAAUAUUCCCAACAGAAUGUGGUGACACCGCCCUCAUGGGUCCAUUGAUAUCAUCGGGUCGACUAUUAUUCCUUACAAUAGAAACACAUAAUAAAAAUGGCAAACAAACAUACAGAUACAGUUACAGAGAAAUCUUUAAGAACUAAAAAUACCAUAAAAAGUUUUAAUCCUGCAAUAAGGAUAUCAGACCUAUAAUUAUGGACAAUAAAUCAAAUAAUAUAAAAUAUAAUUAAAUUAAAUUUUAUAUUAUUGGAUAUAUUUUCUAAAAGGAUUGUAUUAUAAAAAAAUGAAAUUAUGUUUUGCCAAAACCCCCCAAAAAAACUUUAAGCGAAUUGUAUUAGGAAUAAAACCGAAAACUACUGCUGCAACCAACCAACCAACAAUCAUCAACUUAGUUCUUAAUAAUUUCAAACAAAUUAAUAACCGUUAUUAAUAAGGACAAUAGUGUAAAUAAUAAAUCCACAAACAACAAACGUAAACUCAACAACUUUAAAAUUUUUGCAACGUUAAAAAAUUUAUAAACAAAACAAAGUUAUAUCUGGUCGCCUAAUAAUAUUUAAAUAGAAUAAUUUAAAAAAGAAUAAUAAAUAAUAAAUAACAAAUAAAAAUACCAAUACAAUAAAUAAAAAAGAAACUUAUUAGUUGUUAAGUCUAUUAACAAGAAAUAGUAAAAAUUUAUAAACAAAACAAUGAAUAAAUGAAAACUUGAUUAAAAUUAACAAUAAAAAGAAAUAAGGGUCAUUAAACAGGUAAAAUGAAACCAUAAAAUAAUAAUAAGUUUAAAACAAAUAAUAAACUUAUUAAAUAAUAUUUUUUUUGAUUAAGUCUAUGCAAUAAUUGCUCUAAAAUAACAGAAAUCACUUAAAGCCUGCUUAUGCAUGCCCAAGAGAACAUACACACACAUUUUGCCAUUUUUUGAUAUUUUACAGCAAUUAAAGCAUUUUUGUUUCUUAAUAAUUGGCAACAUUGAAGAAUUAAUAUUUAAAAUGUUUUUAUUACAAUAACUAUUUCUU